GCAGUGUGCGGCGGGAGGUGCCGCUGGAUGCGCGCUGCCUGCCACCGCCUGCAGGGAACGAGCCAAAACAAGGUUAUUUUGUGCCAGUCGUGUGCCUGGGUGUCACCCUCAGCAGAUUCGCAAACCAGAGUCAAAUUAAGGGGUUUAGGGACAAAACCUGUUCUUCAACUUCCACAAUUAUUGGAAACUAAGGAGCCAUUUCAAACCUUAACGCAGUCUGGCUCUGCGCCUCGGGAUUUGUUUUCAGAGAGCCGCCGAGGAGGCUUUCGGAUGAGCUCGGACACCCACGUUCCAGAGCCAGAUUCUCUCAGGUCUGGGACGAGUCGAGUGCUCCUCUGUGCUGGCUUUGGCCGGGCGCAGGCUGUAGCUGCCAGGAGCCGGUUCCAUUAGCCGUCAUUAAGUGGGGCAUCCCCGGCCGGGCUGCGGCGCUGGGCUCCCUCUGGGCGAUGCCCGUCCCCGCCGCGCGGAGCUGGAAGGAGCUGGCAGCAAUGGCAAUCCCCACCAGCAGCAGCCUGCGCUGACGGGAAGCAGGCAGUGAAGCAGGGAGCAGCGCUUCCAAGGCAGGAGCUGGCUGUGGGAGCAGCACUUCCAAGGGGAGAGCUGGAGUUUGCAUCCGAGUCCUAACAUCAACCAGAAAGAAAUCUCUCAAGAUUGAGUCUUUUUCAGUAAAGAUAAAAUGGCGUCAAUGUUGCUUAGUCGACAGCUUACCUGUUGCCUGCAGCAAAACUCCAGACUGCUGGUAUUUGGACACAGGCAUAUCAGUCAAGCUGCAGCUAAAAUUGACGUGGAUUUUGAUUAUGAUGGACCUCUGAUGAAGACAGAAGUUCCUGGACCACGAUCUAGAGAAUUAAUGAAGAAGCUGAAUGGCAUUCAGAAUGCAGAAGCUGUGCACUUCUUUUGCAAUUAUGAAGAGAGCCGAGGGAAUUACCUCGUAGAUGUAGAUGGCAAUCGUAUGUUGGACCUCUACUCUCAGAUUUCUUCCAUCCCAAUAGGUUACAGCCAUCCCUCUCUGAUAAAGCUUUUACAGCAGCCACAGAACCUGAGCACUUUUAUCAACAGACCUGCCCUAGGAAUUUUACCUCCAGAGAACUUUACAGAAAAACUGGAGGAGUCUUUGCUAUCAGUGGCUCCUAAGGGUUUGUCACAGGUGGUGACCAUGUCUUGUGGAUCCUGCUCUAAUGAGAAUGCCUUUAAAGCAAUAUUCAUGUGGUACAGAAACAAGGAGAGGGGCCAUAAUAAUGUCACAAAAGAAGAACUGGAAUCUUGCAUGAUUAACCAGCCCCCUGGCUGCCCUGACUACGCCAUGCUCUCCUUCAUGGGUGGCUUCCACGGCAGGACCCUGGGUUGCUUAGCUACAACUCACUCUAAAGCAAUUCACAAACUGGACAUUCCCUCACUGGACUGGCCUAUUGCUCCAUUUCCAAGGCUAAAGUAUCCCCUGGAAGACUUUGUGAAAGAAAAUCAACAGGAAGAAGCCCGUUGUUUAGAGGAGGUGGAAGACCUGAUUGUAAAGUACAGGAAAAAGAAGAAGAUUGUGGCUGGAAUCAUUGUGGAACCAAUACAGUCAGAGGGUGGGGACAAUCAUGCUUCAGAUGACUUCUUCAGAAAGCUGCGAGAUAUUGCCAGAAAGCAUGGCUGUGCUUUCCUGGUGGACGAGGUGCAGACAGGAGGUGGCUGCACAGGAAAGUUCUGGGCACACGAGCACUGGGGCCUGGAUGACCCAGCUGAUGUGGUAACAUUCAGUAAGAAGAUGAUGACAGGAGGAUUUUUCCACAAAGAGGAGUUCAGGCCAAACGCGCCCUACCGGAUUUUUAACACCUGGCUUGGAGAUCCAUCCAAGAACCUUAUGCUUGCUGAAGUCAUCAAGGUUAUUAAAACAGAAGACCUUCUAAACAAUGCCACCCAUGCUGGGAAAGCACUGCUGACUGGGCUGCUGGAUUUGCAGGCUCGUUACCCCCAUCUCAUCAGCAGAGUGAGAGGAAGAGGAACAUUCUGUUCGUUUGACACUCCAAAUGAUGCAACUAGAAACAAGUUAAUUACAAUAGCCAGAAACAAAGGUGUUGUCCUGGGAGGCUGUGGAGACAGAUCCAUCCGUUUUCGUCCCACGCUGAUCUUCAAGGACCACCACGCGCACCUCUUCCUGAACAUUUUCAGUGACAUCUUAGCAAACUUCAAGUAAAAAGCAGUUCCCUUGCACUGAACAGCUGAUUAUGAAAUUAGUUUGCAUUAAUUCAUGUCUUCUCUACUUACAAGAUAAGUGUAAAGUCAUAAACUGAGGUUUGUGUUCUGUCUGUAAUCCUGCCCAAGGCAAGCUGCUCCAUGCACACGCGCCCCAGGCAGAGCAUUGGCACUGGUCACCAGCAGGUACAUGCAGCUGUCCCUCACUGUGCACCCCUAGAACCUCCCUCUUCUGGCCUGGGCCAUGGUAACUGCAGAGUCCUCCCUACAGCCACGUCCCUGACUCUGCACUGUCUGAGCAUCCAGAAGCUCAGCAACGAGCGUGGCCACUCGGAGCCACACGGCUGCCGCACAGAGUGCCGCUCUCCAAUGGCAGCUGGGAUCCAAUCAGUGUUCCAAGGAAAGCUCUGCUUUCCACCACUGCCAAGCACAGUAUUUUACAGAGUAAUUUCCAGCUUUAUUCCCUCGAGUACAGGCAUCUGCCACACCAACUGCAUCAGGGCAGCUCUGCCCAGCCUGCACUCACUGCUUCACGGGGCACUGGUGCCCUCAGCCACCCCUACAGCGCUGCAAGUGGCACUGAAGCCCUUGUCCUUCUGUCCUCAUCAUGGAUGGGUUUUAAAACUUUUGACUUCUCUUACAAGCAGACUUGUACAGAGAAAACUCUACCCUGAAGUAUGUAAUCUGACAAAGCUUAGAGAACCAUGCAAAGCACAUUCUUCCACUUCUGCCAGCAGUCUAGAAUGAUUCCAGAUUAUUUUCCCAUUUGCCCACAACACACAAUAGCCAUUAAUUUACCUAUAACUUCUACACGAAUACUUGAGGUAUUUUGUAAAACUAAAGCAGUAAUGCCAUUAUCUGGUAUUAGAGCCACUACAGUGAGGGCCUACUCCUGACUGCACAUUUAUAAUGCAAAGUAAUUCUAUUUUUGUUCUAAUAGUAUAUUCUAAGUCAUUGAUAUUUCAGAGUUCUUCUAGAAAGCCACAGGAUCAAAAAAAAUGUGUCAACAGUUCAUUAAUUUGUUUUUCUUCAGAGAAUUGUUUUGGAUGUCUCUUUACUGUUUGCUGAAGGCUGACUUGAACUAGAUCUGGUGCCUUUCUUUUUCUUUUUUUUGGUGAGCAUCUGGAUUUUGUUUACUAGGUUUAACUUUUUGUUGUGCACCAAAAAACAGGGACCACAAUGGACUUUUACAGUUGCCCUUUCAGGACCUGACCACCAUUUUUAAGUGCAUAAUAAGAAACAGAGAAGUUAAAAGAUUUACAUGUUUAAUACAGCUACCAAAAUGUGAAAAGGUUCCUUACCUGCUUUGAGAAGUGUUAAUCAUGGUUUUCCCAUUUUAAAGUACUGCUAUUGGGAAACUCAAGCACAGUCACUUCUGCCAGCUUAAACCCAGUGGGAUUUCUGUAAACAUCUGCAGAAAGCAGAAUUCUGGUGCCAGCUGGGCAGAACCUGAGCAGGUUUUUGAACAGAGGUUGUAGAAAUCUGGGGAAAGGACUGGUAAAAAUUGGUGUUCAACAAAACUUCAUUGUCAUCGCUGUCCUCGUAAGCGUGUUAUCAGCAAAAGGAAAGUCAAACCAAGAACUGGAUUUGACAGCAUUUUGGGAAUUAGUUUGUUCAACAUAUCAGUGCAGUAGUUUUAGUGAAUGUCUCUAGCAAGUCUUGUACUUUUACAGAAGCAAAGGUCCAGUAAUUUGAAGUCUUACACAUCUUCACUUUUAUUAUGACUACUCUAGGUGUUUUUAUAAUUUUUACUGACACUCAGUAACUGUAUAAUUGUGUACAACAUGUUGAUGAAAUCGUUAGAGAAUACAUAGAAAGCACUGCAGCUGAAGCAUAUAAAGUUAAUAUUGUUUACAGCAUACUGUAGACAGUGCCAAAUAAAUGUUUAAAUAAAUACUUAAGUACACUUCAUGGUGUAACUAGUAACUGUACACAGAUUCAUAACAAAUUACAUCAAUCAUGUGUAAUCAAUAUUCUUAAAUAAAAUAUUUAUAAUUGA
Molecule: messenger RNA, 4177 nt
Organism: Passer montanus (Eurasian tree sparrow)
Lineage: Eukaryota; Metazoa; Chordata; Aves; Passeriformes; Passeridae
Gene: ABAT
Product: 4-aminobutyrate aminotransferase
Exons: 16
Coding region: 677-2179 (500 amino acids)
Biological process (GO): GABA catabolic process
Cellular component (GO): mitochondrion
Molecular function (GO): pyridoxal phosphate binding
Source: RefSeq, a predicted model, not a curated record